Cryptomeria japonica (Japanese cedar) is the source of this 1563-nucleotide messenger RNA. RefSeq names its product truncated transcription factor CAULIFLOWER A. Gene Ontology annotation, cellular component: nucleus. Gene Ontology annotation, molecular function: RNA polymerase II cis-regulatory region sequence-specific DNA binding; DNA-binding transcription factor activity, RNA polymerase II-specific; protein dimerization activity. Gene Ontology annotation, biological process: positive regulation of transcription by RNA polymerase II. Lineage: Eukaryota; Viridiplantae; Streptophyta; Pinopsida; Cupressales; Cupressaceae. Bases 295 to 1179 code for a protein of 294 amino acids. The record is from RefSeq and is a predicted model, not a curated record. The transcript is spliced from 9 exons.
GACAUGCCAAAUGGCGAAAUCUCAGCCAUAUUUGAUAGUGACAUUCGCUUUUCUGUUCCGAGUUUUUUUCAAGGCCCGUUCCCAAAAUGACACUAAAUUAUUGACCAUCAUUCGAGUAUAUAUAUCACACAUAAACAAGCGCUUCCCGGGGUCGUCGUUGCGUAGCCAAAAUACCUGUCAAUCAGAGCACAAGUACUUGUCCUCCCCGAAGAAAGUGCAUUUAGUUUGGGACUUUUUGAGGGUGCGGUGCUUUUGUAUGUGGGGGACCAUCUUCCAUUUUGCAAACAGAAAAAAAUGGCGAGGGGAAAGCUUCAGUUAAAGAAGAUACAAAACCCUGUCAAACGGCGGGUGACUUUCUCCAAGCGCAAAGCGGGAUUGUUGAAGAAAGCCAGCGAGCUCUCCCUUCUCUGUGAUGCGGAAGUUGCUCUCAUCAUUUUCUCGCCCAAGGGAAAUCUCUUCGAAUUUGCAAACACCAGAAUAAUGGGAAAGUAUCAAAAUAUUUUAUCAUCUACAGGACAUCAAAUACAAGUAUCAGAAAACAUAGAGACAUUACGCUUGGAAGUAGAGAAUUUGGAAAAAAGGAUGGCACAUUUGGAAAGAGCAAACAAACAUAUGACUGGCGAAGAUUUGGAUUCAUUGAGUUUCAAACAUCUGCGAUAUCUCGAAAAGAAAACCAUUUUGGGUGUAAGAAAGAUACGUUCAAGAAAGGAUAAAAUCUCAUUUGAACGUAUGGCAUCUCUGAAAAUUAAGGUAGGGGUGACUGUCAAAUUCCAGGCCUCGUUGGAGGCUUCAAAUGAACAAUCAUUGAAGAAAGAAAACGCUAAUCUCGAUAAAAAGGAAAUAAAUAUUGAGACCAACAGAGUCAAAGGAAAUAUGGAAGCGGAUGCUGCAACUCAACAAGAUCUGCCUAAAGCUAAACUCAAUCUAUGGUUUCUCACAAAUGAAGUUGAUAGGGGAAAAGAAGUGGUGGAGGACCAAAGAAAAGAAUGGAGGAAAUAUGGCUACACUAUUCUUUCUGAUGGGUGGACAGAUGACAAAAACCGCACCAUAAUUAUUUUUUUUGGUUGCUUGCAAGAACAAUGUGGUGUUCUUGAAAUUGGAGGAUGCCUCCAACAAGUUGAAAAAUGUUGUGACUUUGACUUUAAUAUUGGAGCAAAUUGUCAUGGAGGUGGGAGUUGAGAAUGUGGUACAAAUAGUCAUAGAUAAUGCAGUAGCAUAUGUGGUAGCGAGUAAAAUCUUCCUAGAUAGGCACCCCGCUCUUUUUUGGACACUUUGUGAAAGACAUUUCCUUGACCUUCUUUUGGAGGACAUAAGAAAACUUGAUUGGGUGACUCUAGUUGUGGAAGAUGCAAGAAUGAUCAUAAAAUAUAUUUACAAUCACCCUUGGGUUCUUCACUUGAUGAGAUUUCACACCCAAGGGAGAGAUUUUGUAAGAGCGGGUAUCACAAGGUUUGCAACGAUUUUUUUGACGUUGCAAAGCAUUCUUGGUGCAUUGACUUCUUUGAAACAAAUGUUUGUGAUUCAAGCAUGGUUAGACUCACUUUAUUCAAAGAAGUUUGAAGG